GUCCCUGUCGAAUCUGGUUCUUUGUGCUCCACAAGCCGACCGCUGCUUUCUAAAUCCCACAUCAUUUCUUUGGGCCCGCUAUCGUGCCCCCACCCGGUACCCCUCGUCCUCAGCGCUUCUUCUCUCUUCUUUUCUCUUCUCAGCUGUUAAUAUACGCUGUCCUCCUCCUCGUGCAUCACUGUCGCUCUGAAAGACUGCUGAGCGAACAAAGGCUGUUAGAUGUUCGAACCGGCGCUGAUAAGCCUCUGCGACAAGUGAAACGUGAUCGACUUCCACCCCCGGACGAGCUACUCUGGACUGGACUAAUCUUAUCCUUGGUUCCGAAGUGCUUGGAGAUGCCUUCAUUCACUGAGCAUGAGCUUCAAGGCCACUAUCUAGGUGUCGAGACUAGGCUGCCCUCCGCCCAGAACCCCAGUCAGGACUCUGCAGCGACUUCCGAAGCAAAUACCACCAGACAGCGUCGCGUGUCUGUUAGUAAGGUCACCGUACGCCAGAGUUUUCACUAUCCGACUUCCGCAGGCGCUUUGAACCACCAAGUACCCAAUGCGAACGAAUCGGUAACGAAAGAAGACAUUGACCGCUGGCUCAAGCAGAGUGAGGAGGAAUCGCGCCAUAACCUCUUCAGUCAGGUGUACGAAUGGCUCUCGCGCGAAAAGUCCAAACGCAAGCAUUCGAAUAAGUCCAACGGAUCGACAAACGGCUCCGGUAAUGGCUUUGACGGCGAGGGUGAUGCACAUGGUGAUGGCGCCCAGUUGACGAGGACUGUGUCGCAGGGCUCUGACACUACCCUCGCACUCGACGCCCUGGAAAAGAUUCUGCUGCAAUACGCUUCUAGAUAUGAUUCCCGAACUAUGUCUACUUGUUCCUCACGUCGAUCCACGCGCCGGCGUCAUCCGAUUAAAGGCUUACGGAGAGGCUCUGUUUCCGAGUCGGAUUAUGAACUCGACCCGAUCACUCCUGCCGUGGACGCAGUUCUGGACAACUCGAGGACGUUAUCUUAUACUGGUGGUGGUGUAGAAAGUGAAGACGGCGAUGCUGCUAGCAUUACGCGAGCUAAAGACCGAGAAGCCUGGGUUGUCUUCAAGAGCGAACUUCUCCGCUUGACCCAUACGCUGCAGUUGAAGGGUUGGCGAAAGAUCCCAAUGGAGCUGGCAAGUGAAAUUGACGUGGUUAGGCUCAGCGGUGCAUUAACAAACGCUGUUUACAAAAUCACCCCUCCCCAGAACAUUCCGCCCCCCAAAGCCGAAGAUGGAUCUUAUACGCUGGUACCUAGGAGACCUCCUCCGAAACUUUUGUUACGUAUCUAUGGCCCACAAGUGGACCAUCUUAUUGAUCGAGAGAAGGAGCUACAGAUUCUUCGACGCCUGGGACGGAAGAACAUUGGGCCCAAGGUGCUAGGAACGUUCAACAAUGGCCGGUUUGAGGAGUACUUUGAAGCGCGGCCCCUAACGCCGAAGGAGCUCCGGGACCCGUCGACGAUGAAGCAGAUCGCCAAACGCAUGCGCGAGUUGCACGACGGUAUUGACCUGCUGGAUGAAGAGAGAGAGAAUGGCCCAAUGGUGUUUCACAACUGGGACAAGUGGGUUGAUCGGUGCGAGCAGGUGAUUAGCUGGGUGGAUGCGGAAAUCAAAUCGCCGCUGAACGAAGGCAAAGCUGCGUCCGAGCCCUGGCGUAGACGUGGAUAUGUCUGCGGUGUACCUUGGCCCAAAUUCCGCAAGGCCGUGGAGGACUACCGUAAAUGGCUUAUUGUGGACAGUGGUGGCGUACAUGAGAUCAAACGACAGCUUGUGUUUGGCCAUAACGACACACAGUAUGGCAACUUGCUGCGUAUGGAGCCUAGCCAGCAGUCUCCCCUUCUCCUCCCGCAGAACGAGCAUAAACAAUUGGUCGUCAUCGACUUUGAGUAUGCCUCAGCGAAUACUCCCGGUUUAGAGUUCGCCAACCAUUUUACUGAGUGGUGCUACAACUACCACGAUGCCGAGAAGCCGUGGGCAUGCAAUAACCAGCUGUACCCGACACCAGAGCAACAGCACCAAUUCGUCACCGCAUACCUGACACACAGGCCAGGGCUAGGCAGCCGCGUCUCCCCUUCGAUAACACCCAUAAUGCGCCCCCUUUCCGCAAGCACGCCCACAAUGACACCGCUGGACCUCAACGCAACCAGCCCCGACCUUGCACCCCAGCGGCCGCCAGAUAACAUCGAGCGCAGUGCACAGGACACUCUAGAAGCGGAGACCCAGUUCCUCAUCCGCCAAACACGACUUUGGCGCGUUCUCAACUCAGCGCAGUGGGUGGCUUGGGGUAUCGUUCAGGCCAAGGUCCCCGGAAUGGAAGACGACGGAAGCUCGACUCCUACGCCGCCAGUAGACAGCGAUGUCGACGAGUCAGAUGAGUUUGAUUAUCUCGCGUACGCGCAGGACCGAGCUUUCUUCUUCUGGGCGGAUCUAGUCGCUCUAGGAUUUGUGCAGAAGGAACAGCUUCCAGAGUCGUUGGCUGAGGUUGUUGACGGGAGGAUACUUGAGUACUAA
This is a messenger RNA of Aspergillus nidulans FGSC A4, 2528 nucleotides long. RefSeq names its product putative choline kinase. Gene Ontology annotation, molecular function: phosphotransferase activity, alcohol group as acceptor. The record is from RefSeq and is a predicted model, not a curated record. Bases 336 to 2528 code for a protein of 730 amino acids. Lineage: Eukaryota; Fungi; Ascomycota; Eurotiomycetes; Eurotiales; Aspergillaceae. The transcript is spliced from 5 exons.